CCACUUCCCUCCUGUUUCCUGGACCUUGGACCAGUGGCCAGCGUGAGUUGGAAGGACCUUCAUUAUAUCAACUGCCUGCGAAAAGCCUGGGAACAUGGCCGGCAGGGCUGUAAAGCUUGCUUCGUGGACCAGUGUGGCUCUUGCUGCUUCUGGCUUCUACCUCUACAAUAACAAGUAUUUGGACCCGAAUGACUUCGGCGCUGUCAGGGUGGGCAGAGCAGUUGCUACGACAGCUGCCAUCAGCUAUGACUACCUCACCUCCCUGAGACAUGUUCCUUAUGGGUCGGAAGAGUACCUGCAGCUUCGAUCCGAGGUCCACCUCCGCUCGGCCCGGCGCCUCUGUGAGCUCUGCUGCGCCAAUCGAGGCACCUUCAUCAAGGUGGGCCAGCACCUGGGGGCUCUGGACUACCUGCUGCCCACGGAGUACACCAGCACGCUGAAGGUGCUGCACAGCCAGGCCCCGCAGAGCAGCAUGCAGGAGGUCCGCCAGGUCAUCCGAGAGGACCUUGGCAAGGAGAUCCACGACUUGUUUGUGAGCUUUGACGACACCCCUCUGGGGGCUGCUUCCCUGGCCCAGGUCCACAAGGCUGUGCUGCGUGAUGGGCGGACAGUGGCCGUGAAGGUCCAACACCCAAAGGUGCAGGCUCAGAGCUCCAAGGAUAUUCUCCUGAUGGAGGUGCUUGUCCUGGCCGUGAAGCAGCUCUUCCCGGAGUUCGAGUUCAUGUGGCUGGUGGAGGAAGCCAAGAAGAACCUGCCCCUGGAGCUGGAUUUCCUCAACGAGGGGCGCAACGCCGAGAAGGUGGCGCAGAUGCUCAAGCACUUUGACUUCUUGAAGGUUCCCCAAAUCGACUGGGAGCUGUCCACCAAGAGGGUCCUGCUGAUGGAGUUUGUGGACGGUGGGCAGGUCAAUGACAGGGGCUAUAUGGAGAGGAACAAGAUCGACAUCAAUGAGGUCUCGCGCCACCUGGGCAAGCUGUACAGUGAGAUGAUCUUUGUCAACGGCUUUGUGCACUGUGACCCCCACCCGGGCAACGUGCUGGUGCGGAAACAGCCUGGCACCGGGCAGGCCGAGAUUGUGCUGCUGGACCACGGGCUCUACCAGGUGCUCACGGAAGAGUUCCGCCUGAAUUACUGCCACCUCUGGCAGUCUCUGAUCUGGACUGACAUGAAGAACGUGCAAAAGUACAGCCGGUGCCUGGGUGCUGGCGAGCUCUACCCCUUGUUUGCCUGCAUGCUGACGGCCCGCUCCUGGGACUCCGUCAGGAGGGGCAUUGGCCACAGUCCAGUCACCACCACGGAGGAAUCGGAAAUCCGGGACCAUGCGGCUAGCUACCUUCCCCAGAUCAGCCAGCUCCUCAGCCACGUGCCGCGCCAGAUGCUGCUCAUCUUCAAGACCAACGACCUGCUGCGGGGCAUCGAGGCCGCCCUGGGCACCCGGGCUAGCGCCAGCUCCUUCCUCACCAUGUCGCGCUGCUGCAUCCGGGCGCUGGCCGUGCACAAGAGGAAGCACACCCGCUCGUUCUUCAGAAAGACCCAGAUCUCCUUCAGCGAAGCCUUCACCCUGUGGCAGAUCAGCCUCCAUGAGUUCAUGCUGAGCGUGCAGGGGUUAAAGCUGGCCAGCUGGCUCGUGGCCCUGCUUUGCAGGGUGUUUCCUGCUUCCCGCUGAGUAGCCUUGCUGUCCCCCGUCCCUUUCUGGUGUGACCCUGUGGUGGGAGAGGCCUCCUUUCACUCCUGUUCAGCGGCCAUGUCUACAUCGUCCCAUUGGAGCCCAGGCCACUCUCCGUUGCACCUGGGACCUCCACCUUUGGGACGCCUACCCGCACUGCUGCCCUUCUCUCAGGGCGCACAGCUGCAUCCUGGGAUAGAUAUCUCUCCUCCUGCGGGAGAAAGGGACGGGGAGAAGGCUCAGCAGUCCGUCUUCCUACUCCUGGUAGGUGCCCUUGGGUUGAGUGUUCCCGCACUUCCGUUAACCCUUUGGGGGCAGGCCGUGUAUCCCCUUAAGAGCGAACUUCAGUGGUAGGGCAUUUGGGUUUUGUUGGAGGUGAGUAUGGUCUCCGAACUUGAUAGAGAACAGGUUCCUCCUCCGUCCCACCACACUCCCUAGAGGCGCCACCCUUGGUAAGGCUCUUCGGCGUCUUCAGACAGUCUCCGCUGCAGCCACAAGCUCCCUGGGAUCCCUUGGGGGCUCCACUUCUUGUACUGUGGUUUCAAUAAAAGAGCCCUGGAGGGUUGCAGGACUAGUGCAUCCUAACUCGCUGGCCUCCCUCCCAACGCCAACCACUUACUGCAUCCAGAAACCGCUUCGUGGCCCUGGGCAGGGUCUGUCUUUUAAUUCCAGCCCCCUGGUUGCUGCUUCCCUUGGGCUUCCCAGGGGGGACUGAGGAGGAAUUGGGCUCAACCUGGCUUUGGGUGAUGGGGGUUUUUAACUCUACGUUGAGGGCGGAGCUAGAAGCCAGUGUCCACGUGAUCUGCUUGCCCCUGCCAUCCUGCCAGUCUUCCACUCUGGGGCCACUUCCUGCUGCUUGCAAUUUUCUCUAUCCUUUGAAGGGUUAAGAAGCCCAAGACCAGGGACCCAAGAGCCUCAGCUGAGUCUCCUGACCUUGCUUCUCCUGGAUUUCCACCUCCUUCCCUCUGACCUCGGCACCUGCCUUGUUCUACCUGUUGCUUUCUGACGUAAGCCCUUGGUCUGGCUAGAGAUUCUUCCUGGCCCCUUCGUCCUUCUGGAGACGGUGACUAGGGCUCGACUCAGAAGUCUCCACCAUCCUUGUCUGGACUCCUUCCUUCUACCUAUUGCCUCCUGCCAGCCCUGUUCCUCCCCCCGCUCAGUCAUUUGCUUCUGCUUCUCGGAUCCUCCAAGUGCUGGCUCCACCACCUGUAUCUGUCUGGUCUCUAGGCCCCCGAGAGCCCAGGUUGGGCAGCUCACAGCCCUCUCACCAAGCACCAGCGUUCACCGCCACUAAUUGUACACGGACCUUUCUGGUCUUCACUCCCCGCCUUCACACGGACAGGGAAACCCUGACCAUGCGUCUCACCUCCUGUUCGCUGCUCUGGUAGCACAGGCAGCAGGUUCUUCCAGCGCCCAGAGACAAUUCACAACCCCUUUAUUUCCUGAAAGGAGGAAUCGUUCUUAGUGACCAGUUGGAUGCACCCAAGGACCUGCGAGAAUAAUUUGCCAGAUCUAUUAUUAAUCAUGAGGCUGCAUGCUGCAUAUUAUAUUUUAUGGUGCCUUUUAUAGUGAAGUAAAUGUAAAUGUCCUUUCUGUUCAA
Echinops telfairi (small Madagascar hedgehog) is the source of this 3266-nucleotide messenger RNA. RefSeq names its product aarF domain containing kinase 1 (gene ADCK1). Gene Ontology annotation, biological process: mitochondrion organization; lipid homeostasis; protein phosphorylation. The transcript is spliced from 11 exons. Lineage: Eukaryota; Metazoa; Chordata; Mammalia; Afrosoricida; Tenrecidae. Gene Ontology annotation, cellular component: mitochondrial inner membrane. The record is from RefSeq and is a predicted model, not a curated record. Bases 95 to 1666 code for a protein of 523 amino acids. Gene Ontology annotation, molecular function: protein kinase activity; ATP binding.